GGCAAAGGCAGCCCGUCACCGUGUGUGUGCUAGACACAAUGUUAUCCUAUGUGUGAGGGGAGGUAGGCAGCGGUGACACCCGGAGAGUACAUGUCACAUAUCAAGUGUCACAGAAUGCCUCAAACUCCACCAGGAGCAGAGGUACAGGAUGGAGAGGAACAGGUUUGUGUUCCCUGUAGAGAUAAAGGUGGAACAGAGCAGGAGGGAAGACAAGACAUGCUGAGAUUCAUAGACGGGGGUAAAAUGGAAGAGUGGGGUGGGCAGGGGGUGCUGCCUGAGACAGAAGGGGAGAGAGAGAAAUUAAGUGAACCAAGUGAAGAAAUGUUGGCUUUGCAAGUACAACGGUUGGAAAUGGAAAGGGGGGAGAAUCAGGGAAUGGAGGAAGAGCGAGAACGUUUACGUAGGGAAAUCUACAGGGAGCUCAUGUAUAAAGAAGGUGCCGAGAGACUUCGCAAAGCCACCACGGAGAGGAAGAACUUGGGACAUGUGGAGACCAUGCUAAGAACAUGCGAAAAGAGACUGGAGAUACUAAGACAAGAAUUGGAAGACCUCGACCCUUCCCCUAAUUCUCCAGAUCCAGCUGGAGCCAACCCUUUGACCUCAGGACUUCUGAGCCAAGCCCAGCAUUCUAGAGUGUCAGGAUUACAGCGGCAACUGAACAUUGAGAUGAGAGUGCGCCAGGGUGCUGAGAAUAUGCUCCAGAUGUACAGCCAGGGAGGCGCCAAGGAUAGGAAGAUGCUUGCAGCCGCUCAGCAGAUGUUAUCGGACAGUGACACAAAGAUCCACAACCUGCGCACACAGAUCCGCAGAGCUACUCAGGAGACCACAGGGUCAGGCGGAGUGGCCCUGGAAUUAUCACAGACUGAGCUCCACAUUGAGGAGCUAAGACAUCAUUAUCGUGUGGAACGAGCUGUGUCUGAAGGAGCCGAAAAUGCAGUGAGACUUAUCGGAACUACCAGGACCCAGGACAAGAGUGCUGUCAACGAGGUUCAAGCUCGUUUGGUGGAAUCUAGGCAGAGACUGGAUCUCCUAACUCUUUCUCUUCAAAAAUGUCUGGAGGACCUACCACAUGAUCACCCCAAAAGAUGUCUUAUAAGAGAGGAAAUGGUUAUGUGUGUCUCUCCCACAAGACUUGGGGCUCCCACACCGCCAACUCCCUAUAGCACAGUCUCCAAACCUGCUCCUCUCACAGGUGUCCUAGAGGUUCGGCUUCUGGGAUGUUCUAACCUCUUAGAGACUGUCCCCGGUCGCACACGGAAUUCUCCAGUCUGGUUACCGGGUAGCAGUCCCUCUGAGGGGCGGAGUAUACGAACACGCAUGUAUUCACGCACAGCCAGCUUGAGCCGCAGCGAAGAACUCUCCAGUGAGGUGAGCGUUGUCUUGCGGCUGGACAAUGUUGUGGCAGGACAAACCACCUGGAAAUCAGAAGGACGAGAUGCGUGGGAUCAGAUAUUUAAACUGAACCUAGAACGGUCGCGAGAAUUGCAGGUGUCUGUGUAUCGAAGAGACUUCCGCUCACUUUGUGCUAUUAAAUACGUCAAGUUGGAAGAUUUUCUGGAUGAUCAAAAGCAUGAAAUUAGCCUUGAAAUGGAGCCCCAGGGGAUCCUACAGUGUGAGGUGGCGUUCUAUAACCCAGUGAUUGAAAGGUUUUCUAAACUUCGCAGACAGAAGAAGAUCUUCUCUAAAGAGCAAGGCAAGGCCUUUCUACGUGCACGGCAGAUGAACAUUGACCCUUCCACUUGGCUCCGCCUCUUGCGCAGAACCUUUCCUGCAAACAGUGGAACAUACAGCCCAGCAGAUAGCGGAUCAGAGCUACAAUUGAAAUCUCCAACGGCGGAAACCAUUCAGGAAACAAAAGAUGAGACCGAUGCCCAUGUGGAGAAAAUGACUCCAGUCCCAAGGAGAGACAGCCAGAGGAGGGUUCCGAGUGUCUCCGAACUUUCGUUGGAGGAUUUCAGACUUGUUGCUGUCCUAGGGAGAGGUCACUUUGGGAAGGUCUUGCUCUCUGAGUAUAAACAAACUGGAGAACUGUAUGCCAUAAAAGCCCUGAAGAAAGGAGACAUCAUAGCCAGGGAUGAGGUUGAAAGCCUUCUGUGUGAGAAGCGAGUGUUUGUUGCAGUAAGUGGAGCCUCCCACCCUUUUCUGCUCAGUCUCUUGGGCUGCUUCCAGACUCCAGAACAUGUCUGCUUUGUUAUGGACUACAUGGCCGGCGGAGACCUAAUGACCCAUAUCCAUAGUGAAGUGUUCAGCCAGGCACGUGCAAUGUUCUAUGCUGCUUGUGUACUCCUUGGCCUACAGUUCUUACACAGUAAGGACAUCGUGUAUAGGGACCUGAAGCUGGAUAAUUUAUUGCUGGAUUCUGAAGGCUAUGUAAAACUAGCAGAUUACGGACUCUGUAAAGAGGGUAUGGGUCCAUCUGAUCGAACAUCCACAUUCUGUGGCACGCCAGAAUUUCUAGCUCCAGAGGUGCUCACAGAUGCUUCAUAUACUCGGGCUGUUGACUGGUGGGGAUUUGGAGUCCUGAUUUAUGAAAUGAUGGUUGGAGAGUCUCCAUUCCCGGGUGAUGAGGAAGAGGAGGUGUUUGACAGCAUUGUUAAUGAUGAAGUCCGUUACCCACGAUUCCUAUCUGCUGAAGCCAUCGCUAUAAUGAGACGGCUCCUGCGCAGGAAUCCAGAGAGGCGUCUGGGAUCAGGAGAAAAAGAUGCUGAAGAUGUGAAGAAACAGCCAUUUUUCAAGGAAAUGGAUUUUGAUGCUUUACUUUCUAGACGUCUGUCACCCCCAUUUACACCAUUGGUGAAGGGACCACAUGAUAUUAGUAACUUUGACCCAGAAUUUACGUCCGAAGGACCAGAGCUGACUCCUCCAAGGGAACCUCGGCCUCUUGGAAGCCAAGAGCAAAGUUUGUUCAGAGGCUUUGACUAUGUCAGGGAAGGAGCUUGAGGAACCUGGCAUCUCCUGGGCUGGGCCGGAAGUCCGAUACAACCGGGCUACUCACAUUACAUUCCACCUCAUUCCUUUUUUUGUAGUCUGUCUAUCGCCAUACUUUCUCUGUUCUGAGUGGCAAGACACCCCUUUUAUGUAGGACACUGACAAAACAAAGGUUAUGGUUAGCUGUGAAAAAUUCAUUUUUUUUAAAGUUUCUUUUUUUGUCAUAUCUACAUUUCCUUCUCAUAUAAUUCUGCUUCAUUUUCUCCUCUCGUUCUACCUCAGAACAAGUGAUGUAAAUAAAAGUCUUUGUAUAACAAAUACAGUGUUUACAUGUGCACAUGUGUCUGUGAUAUGAAGGGCUCUAAAAGCUGUUCAAUAGUAAAUACUUUAUAAAAAUAAAUGAACACAAAAUCCCCAGGCAAAUUAUUGAU
This is a messenger RNA of Pelobates fuscus (common spadefoot toad), 3359 nucleotides long. Its product is annotated as serine/threonine-protein kinase N1-like. Bases 91 to 2940 code for a protein of 949 amino acids. Gene Ontology annotation, molecular function: protein serine/threonine kinase activity; ATP binding. The transcript has 22 exons. Gene Ontology annotation, biological process: signal transduction; protein phosphorylation. Gene Ontology annotation, cellular component: nucleus; cytoplasm. The record is from RefSeq and is a predicted model, not a curated record. Lineage: Eukaryota; Metazoa; Chordata; Amphibia; Anura; Pelobatidae.